GCCUGUCAGAGUAGCUGGCGGCAGUGGCGGCUCUCGGAGCUGGGUUGUCAGUCAGUGAGCAGAGGGGGAAGAUGGCUCGUCGGGACCGUUUUGCUAGGAAGAAGGGAGGCAGUGCUGCUACUGCCCAGGAAAAGGAAGAGCCGACGCCUUCGCUGUCGCUUCGAGCCAGACGAGUGAAGUUCUGGGAGUGGAGGUCUGGGAGCCGCUCUGAUUGAAGAUUUAGAACAGAUGUGGAAAGAUGUUCACUUCAGAGAAAGGGGUUGUGGAGGAAUGGUUGUCAGAGUUUAAGACACUACCAGAAGCAUCUUUACCAAAUUAUGCCACAAAUUUGAAAGAUAAGAGUUCUUUAGUUUCAUCUCUUUAUAAAGUUAUCCAGGAGCCACAAAGUGAGUUGCUAGAACCUGUCUGUCACCAGCUCUUUGAAUUCUAUCGCAGUGGAGAGGAGCAGUUACUUCGAUUUACACUGCAGUUUCUUCCAGAACUGAUUUGGUGCUACCUUGCCGUCUCAGCCAGCAGAAAUGUGCACAGCAGUGGAUGCAUUGAAGCUCUUCUUCUAGGGGUUUACAAUUUGGAAAUAGUUGACAAACAGGGACAUAGCAAAGUAUUGAGUUUUACGAUUCCAUCUUUAUCCAAGCCAUCUGUAUAUCAUGAACCUUCCAGCAUUGGGUCCAUGGCUCUGACUGAGAGUGCACUAUCCCAGCAUGGUUUGUCAAAAGUUGUAUACAGUGGACCUCACCCCCAAAGGGAGAUGCUGACAGCACAGAACAGGUUUGAAGUGUUGACAUUCCUUUUGUUGUGUUACAAUGCUGCCUUAACCUAUAUGCCCAGUGUUUCUCUUCAAUCAUUGUGUCAGAUUUGUUCAAGAAUCUGUGUUUGUGGAUAUCCCAGACAACAUGUAAGAAAAUACAAAGGUGUAAGUAGCAGGAUACCAGUUUCUUCAGAAUUCAUGGUGCAGAUGUUAACAGGGAUUUAUUUUGCUUUUUAUAAUGGAGAAUGGGAUCUAGCUGAAAAAGCAUUGGAUGAUAUUAUUUACAGAGCCCAGUUAGAAUUAUAUCCAGAGCCAUUGCUGGUUGCUAAUGCAAUAAAGGCUUCGUUGCCUCAUGGUGCCAUGAAAUCUAGUAAGGAGGGUACAAGGUGUAUUCAAGUUGAAAUCACACCAACUUCCUCUAGAAUAUCAAGAAAUGCAGUAACCAGCAUGUCAAUAAGAGGUCAUCGGUGGAAAAGACAUGGAAAUACAGAAUUAACAGAUCAAGAAGAACUGAUGGAUAUAUCUGAAGUUGACGAGGGAUUUUAUUCCAGGGCUGCAUCUAGUACCAGCCAGUCAGGCUUAUUAAACAAUAGUCACAAUUCUAGUAUCAAGACAAGUGUAGGAAAGACUCAGAGACGGUCAGGAGGAAACAAAACUGGAGGAAAAGAAAAAGAAACCACAGGGGAGUCAUGCAAAGAUCACUUUGCUCGAAAACAAACUCAGAGAGCCCAAAGUGAGAAUCUUGAGCUUCUCUCUUUGAAGAGACUUACGUUAACAACCAGCCAGUCCCUGCCUAAACCUAACAGCCAUGGUUUGGCUAAGACUGCUGCGACUGUAUUUAGUAAAUCCUUUGAGCAAGUCAGUGGUGUCACAGUCCCACAUAACCCAUCAGCUGUUGUUGGCUGUGGGAUAGGGACAGAUGCCAACAGGUUUUCCGCUUGUAGUCUCCAAGAAGAAAAGCUUAUUUACGUUUCUGAAAGGACUGAACUUCCAAUGAAGCACCAAUCAGGCCAGCAGAGACCUCCUAGUAUUAGCAUUACGUUGUCCACAGAUUAAUUUGUAAGAGUUUUCUCAUGUGACCAAUGAGUCUGGAAUUAUGGCGUUGCUUCUUUAUGAAAGUGCCAGGGUCUUUCAUCCCUGCUCCUGACAGAGCCCCGAUGUCUUAAGUUCUGAAGGCUUUAUGAAGGGAAUAAUGUCUAGGUUGCAGUAAAGUUGAAAUAUGGUUUUGUUAUUUCUUGGCUGUGUGUUUUUUUUCUCCUGUUUGUUUCUGUUGCCCUUAAGAUUGUCACUAUGACAAUACAUUUUGGCAGGUGGUCUGAUCAGAUUGGUUACGUCUCAUGUGAGGAUGUGAGUUGUUUUUCCCCCUAAUAACUCCUAUUUUGGUAGAUGUAAGUUUGGCCUUCAGAAUAAAAGGAAAUCUCCAUGUAUGGGAACUUUUUUUAAAGGAUGAAACAGAGGUGCAACUCCGGGAAUUCUACAUCUGGUUGUUCAGCAAGUCAGUUUGGAAAAACGAGCAUGUGAAAAAACAAAAAUGAUGUGAAAAGUGCCUGAUAAGAAUGUUUGUAACCAGACCAUCUUUAAGAUUAGUAGAAGAAUUUAUAUAAAGCACUGGAAAGUGCUUGGUGGCUUAGUACGUAGACUAUUAUAUGAUUCCAGUGGAUGGACAGAGGAAUUUAUAUUGUUAUCUUUGGAACAUUUGUAUGUCAAAAAUCAUGUUGCUAGCAGAUGUGUGGUUUUGAUGUGUUCUAUCUGGGCUGAGCAGGUGCAAAUCCCUUUCAGUUUCUAAGAUAGGCCAUAAGGCUGACUUACCAUGCCGCUUGACUUCGAAAAUCCUAGUUAGUUUGGAAUCCUACAAUUCAAAGCAUACAUCAUUGAAGGCGGCCUGGAAAUUGUAUAAAUCUUGCAACACAGCUCUCAAGAUGCCAGUGUCAGCCAUAUUGUUUGUCUGCAAAUGAAGGAAAUUAGGUAAAUUUUUAUCUGUAAAAUAUGAAAAAAUUAAGAUAGGACAUUUAUCUAUUAACUAAUUUAGGAUUAUUUAUGUUUGUAUUCUUAAACUUAAAGUUAUAAAAUAUGAAUAAAAUUACAUGUGUUUUUUAUUUUAUGAACAGGCCUAUUUUUAAUGUUUUUGUUAUAAUAGAAAGAAUAAUCAAUGUAGUUACCCCCAAUGAAAAAAUAAAUAUAAAAAAUACAAUAUGGUGGAAGUUAAGCAAACUUGUGUGUGGCUGUAGAGAGCUGUGUGACUUCUAAAUGGACAUAAAAGUUUGGUGUUUGCUAGUGAUGGUCAUUUCAGCUAUGGUUGAGGUUGCCUGUGAAUCAAGAAUAAGUAAUAAUUCAGAGUAAGAGAGAAAGCAAGGCUAAGGCUGAGAGUAAGCUGACUGGGAAAGAAGGCCUAGAGAGCUAUCCGCUUGUUCUCUUUCACUGUUAGUACACAGUGGUCUCCUUAUUCAUGGUCCCUCGCUGUGGUCACACAGAGAAAAUACUAGUUUUUUUCUUAUACCUGCUUAUGCAGAGCUCAAAUAUGUGAAAAAUGUGUGUACUGAGUGCUAACACAUUUAUGAUAUAAAUGCAGUUCUGACCAUAACUGCUUUGGCUAUCAUUUUAAAUCUAAUUAUUCAAAGGCAUGAACUCAUUUUCAUUUAUUAACUCUGAAUAGAAUAUGGUUUUUAGCAUAAUUUGAUUGUUGUAAUCUAUUGGUAUAACUUUUAGUUAAAAAAAAAAAAAAGUAAGGCAACCAGACAGUGGAAGUUGCUAUAGUAUUAAUUUAAUAGGAAUCCUGUGUACAAUUUAAAAUGUCACUGUGAAUUUCCUGCUGUCUUUUUGUAAUUCUUUAUCAAAGAAUUUCCCCUAGGCAUAGCUACUAACAGUAUUAAUAAUCUUAAGAACUAAUUUAAAAGAUCAGCAGUUUAAGCAAGUUAAAAUGUUUAGGAAAUAUUGCAGAUGAAGUUUGUGGAGUCAUUAGUUGGCAAAAUGAGAGAUGAGAUUUUAAUGUUCAACUGUUAUAAUGAAAAUUCAUUUUGGUAUUAUUCUAGAUCAUUGCCACUCAUGUGGUCUGAGGACUGUAAGUAUAGUAGCAUUGACAUCACCUGGCAUCUUGUUAAAAAUGCAGCAUUUCAGGUCAUCCCAGAUCUACUGAAUCAUAAUCUGCAUUUUAGCGAGAGCCUCGAGUGAUUUUUAUAUACGAUAAAGUUUGAGAGGAGAAUAUCAAGUGCAAACAAAUCACUUAUCUAACAUUUAGAGGUCUCAGUGGUCUCACAACCCUAGAUCAAAUAUGUUAGAUACUAGCUCAUUAUAAUCAUUGUUUUAAUGGUAAAUUAAUUGUUUAAUAGUGUCAAUGACAGGACUUUUUUAAAGUCCUCUCAUUCUACAUUUUAAUGAUUCUUAUUUAUUUUACAAUAAAAAUGUAACAUUUUAUAUUUUUCUUACUAACCAUAAAUGGAAUCAGAGCUGUAGAUGUCUGUAAUUUUAAGUGUCAGAGGAGUACCACACUUUUAUACAAUGCACAACAAAUCUGCACAUGUACAUUCUUUUGAAAACUCUGAAGGCUUACUCAGUGGGGUGGUCCUGAAUUUUUGCUCCAAGUAAUUUCCACCAGUUAGUUUUCUGGAGUAUAUAUUAACAGUAAAAUUCUUUUACAGUACCUUUGGUACUAUUUUAAAUAAGGAUUAUACAUUUAAAAAUUUUUAUAGCUAUUAUAAAUAUUGGAUAAUACUAUGAUAAUGAUUGUAAUUAUCCCUACUAUUCUCUUCCCACUCAUCUUUCCAAAUUUGAAAGUAGGGUGGCUUUUGUAGGUCAUUUUCUCACAAAGAUGCUGAUGUGACCAUUUGGUCACAGACUUCCUACAUAUCUAGAAUAAUAUAUAUUUUUUAAUCAUGAGAAGGAUUUUGCACAAGAUUGGAGCCUUACACCCCAUCGCUCAGAGGAUCUGAGCAGAAAUUGUAGCUCCAUUCCACAUUUUAAACCUCUCACUCUUCAAAUACCCAAAUACCUGUGAUCUUCUAUUGAAACUGAGUUCCCAGCAUUUGCCUUUUGGAAUCUAAGUGGGGAGAGAAACAAAGAAGACUUUUCCCCGAGGACCCAGGGCAAGUGAGCACCUGGAGUCCUUUGUACACCACUAGUGAACUUUUUAAGGACCUCUGUAGACUUGCAGAGUAGAAAUUUUCAGUCCUUAAAUGAUGACAAAGUUCAUUUUGAAAAAGCAAUACUUUAUUGCCCUUUUCAAUUGUGAUGUAACUUCUUAGCAAACAUUACUCAUUUAAAAACAAAAAAUUGAAUUAAAGGAAAAAAUACUUUUUCAAUGAAAAUAGGUAAAAAGAAUUUCAGUUUUAAGGGAUUUUGCCUAUUUUGGAAGAAUAAAAGUGUUAAAAUCUUUACAUUUAAAUUAUGGAAAAAAUGUACCCUCAGACAAUUUUAAAUAAGUAUUUAAAGAGGUUUGUUAAAAUUUGAGUCUAUAGGCACAAUAAAUGUAUAGUUUAUUACAGGGAUGCACUUCAAGGAAAUAUGUAUGUUAAACAAUGUAACUGAAAAAUAUUUUCUUAAAAGUCUUAAAAAGUAAGAAUAAUUUGAUGGACACUUAAACUAAGCAUUGUAGAUAGAAAUUAAUGUAUAAUAGUGUUUACCCAAUCUUUGGAUGGAAAAAAACCCUCUCUAAUCCUUUAAUUAGCAUGAAUUUAUACUUUUAGAUUUGUUGCUUAGUAAAAUUAUACUCAAUACUUUGAGUUAUUCACAUUUAUGUUUAGUAUUGUUAUAUUCUUCAUCAGAGAACAUAAAUAUGUUGUCUUCUAUACUUUGUACCUUGUGCAUAUCUAAAGAGAUUAGCAGUGAACAUUUGGAAGAUGUUUUUGUGGUUUUUUUAUAGUAGUUUUGGAGUAUCUACCUGUGUCUUGCUAUGAAGUUUCUACUAGUAAAUUCAAGAUCCUGUUUCACACACUGUUAUUUUCUCAUAAAUGAAGUUUAUUGUAUACCUCUUACCUUUACCUCUAAUUAUGUAGUGAUACUAAUAUUUUCAUACUAAGUAUACCUGUUUCUAAUUGUAUUCCCAGAGUUUACAUUCCUAAAGAAUAAACUAUGAUUUUGGAUAU
This is a messenger RNA of Myotis brandtii (Brandt's bat), 5826 nucleotides long. RefSeq names its product family with sequence similarity 126, member A (gene HYCC1). The record is from RefSeq and is a predicted model, not a curated record. The coding region runs from base 239 to 1804 and encodes 521 amino acids. NCBI's taxonomy places the organism in Eukaryota, Metazoa, Chordata, Mammalia, Chiroptera, Vespertilionidae. Gene Ontology annotation, cellular component: plasma membrane. Gene Ontology annotation, biological process: protein localization to plasma membrane; phosphatidylinositol phosphate biosynthetic process. The transcript is spliced from 11 exons.